Messenger RNA from Peromyscus maniculatus bairdii (prairie deer mouse), 1628 nucleotides. It is a transcript of the gene Kera, whose product is annotated as keratocan. The record is from RefSeq and is a predicted model, not a curated record. Gene Ontology annotation, molecular function: protein binding. Lineage: Eukaryota; Metazoa; Chordata; Mammalia; Rodentia; Cricetidae.
GGUGAAGAGUCACCAUCCCUUUCAUUUAUUCUGAUUGGAGGUUUAACAGCAUCAAGUCAAAACAAAGAAUUUUCAUUCUUUUAUUACCUCCCCUCCCCCAUCAAUUUAUUUUACCCAGCGUCAGACCAGCCACGGGACUCAACGGUAUAUUCCUGGAAAGCAAGGUGUUGUAAUGGCAACCUCAAUCUGUUUGACGCUUUGGGUGUUACUCAUAGCAGAUACUGUGUGGACACAGAGUGUGAGACAGGCCUAUGAGGUACAGGACCCAGAGGACUGGGAUGUGCAUGAUGAUUUCUAUUGUCCUAGGGAAUGUUUUUGUCCACCUAGUUUCCCUACUGCCUUAUACUGUGAGAACAGAGGUCUCAGAGAAAUCCCUGCUAUUCCUUCAAGGAUCUGGUACCUCUACCUGGAAAACAACCAGAUAGAAACCAUACCCGAGAAACCAUUUGAGAACGCCACCCAGCUAAGAUGGAUCAAUUUAAACAAGAACAAAAUAACCAACUACGGCAUUGAGAAGGGGGCUCUAAGCCAGCUGAAGAAACUUCUUUUCCUGUUUCUAGAAGACAAUGAGCUAGAUGAGGUACCUUCUCCAUUGCCAAGAAGUUUGGAACAGUUACAGUUAGCUAGAAACAAGGUAUCCAGAAUCCCUCAGGGGACCUUCAGUAAUCUGGAAAACCUGACCCUUCUUGACCUACAGCAUAACAAACUUAUAGAUAACGCUUUUCAAAGAGAUACCUUUAAGGGACUUAAGAACCUCAUGCAGCUAAACAUGGCCAAGAAUGCCCUGAGGAACAUGCCUCCAAGAUUACCAGCCAACACCAUGCAGCUGUUUCUGGACAACAACUCCAUUGAAGCAAUACCCGAAAAUUAUUUCAAUGUGAUUCCUAAAGUGGCCUUCCUGAGACUUAACCACAACAGACUGUCAGAUGCAGGCCUCCCGUCCAGAGGGUUUGAUGUGUCGUCAAUUCUGGAUCUCCAACUGUCUCACAACCAGCUCACAAACUUUCCCCGAAUUAACGCUAACCUGCAGCACCUUCACCUUGAUCACAACAAAAUUAAAAAUGUGAACAUCUCAGUAAUAUGUCCCACCACACUGCGUGCCGAACAGGAUGCCUUCAUUCAUGGACCUCAACUGAGCUACCUGCGCCUGGAUGGGAAUGAAAUCAAGCCACCAAUCCCAAUAGAUUUAGUGACAUGCUUCAAGCUUCUUCAGGCCUUCAUUAUAUAAACAGCCAUCAAAUCCAAACUGGAUUAAGAAUAGAUGUGUGUGGCAUGAAAUUUGAUUGUUUCUCCUAGGUUUAGGUCACAAGCCACAUUUACAAUUGUUCUUAACCACAAUUUUCAUCUGUGCAGCUUACUUUUUUUUCCAUUUGAAAAUGCUUUGGUCACUGGCAUGCAGCUGCUGCUUGUUUGUAUUAAUUUGCUUUCCUCUGAUUAACUAAAUAGACACAGAGUUGAGUUCACUUCUCAACUCAAAGCUAUUUUUGUCUGUUGGCUACUAUUACUAAUAUCAAGUAAUUUUUAUUGUUACAUAUUCUAAGUGAUUUACUUGUCUAUGACCAAAUAUAUGUGUGUACUGGUUGUGUACAUAUAAGCACAACAAUGAGACAGCUCUAGGAAGUGCUGAA